Sceloporus undulatus (fence lizard) is the source of this 1791-nucleotide messenger RNA. Its product is annotated as vomeronasal type-2 receptor 26-like. The record is from RefSeq and is a predicted model, not a curated record. Gene Ontology annotation, molecular function: G protein-coupled receptor activity. Gene Ontology annotation, cellular component: membrane. The transcript has 5 exons. Bases 1 to 1791 code for a protein of 596 amino acids. NCBI's taxonomy places the organism in Eukaryota, Metazoa, Chordata, Lepidosauria, Squamata, Phrynosomatidae. Gene Ontology annotation, biological process: G protein-coupled receptor signaling pathway.
AUGACACCCAAAGGCAAAGUAUGGAUAAUUACAGCCCAAGUGGAAUUCAGUUCAUUGUCCUAUCAAAGAGCGUGGGAUGCAGAAACAUUCCAUGGUUCUAUAGCCUUCACAUUUCACAACAAGAAUGUACCAGGAUUUCACCAGUUUGUUGUGGACAGAAACCCUUCCAGUGCUACAAAAGAUGGUUUUAUCAGGGACUUCUGGCAACAUGCCUUUGCAUGUGUGUUUCCAGAUUCAGAUGUGAGAGAGGUGCAGGAGAAUAUAUGCACAGGGAAAGAGAAGCUGGGGACUCUUCCCCUUCCAUAUUUUGAAAUGAGCAUGACUGGCCAUAGCUACAGUGUCUACAAUGCUGUUUAUGCUGUUGCUCAUGCUUUGCAUGCCCUCUCUUCAUCCAGACCCCGACACAGAGCAAUAUUGGCAAGAAAGGGAAUGCAACUUCAGAAUCAUCCAUUUUUACAGCUUCACCACUUUCUAAGAAGUGUCUCAUUCAACAACAGUGCUGGAGCCAAGAUAUCCUUUGACCAGAAUGGAAAGAUUAUUGCUGGAUAUGAUGUUAUUAAUUGGAUCAUUGCUUCCAACCAGUCAUUCCAUAGAGUAAAAGUUGGGCAUGUGGAUCCCUGGACGUCACCUGAACAAAUGUUCAGCAUCAGGGAGGAUUCCAUAACAUGGCACGGCUGGUUUAACCAGACACAGCCGUUGUCUUUAUGCACAGAGAGAUGCUGCCCAGGUACUAGAAAGCAACUGAAGGAAGGGGAACCAUUUUGCUGCUAUACCUGCAUCUCAUGUCCAAAGGGGAAGAUUUCUAGCCAGGAAGAUAUGAAUGACUGUUAUAACUGCCCAGACGAAAUGUAUCCUAACAAAAAACAGGAUUUAUGUAUUCCCAAGGAGAUAAGUUUCUUGUCUUUUAAAGAACCAUUGGGGACUAGUUUAACGUGCACUUCUAUUUUCUUUUCUGUGGUAACAGCUCUGAUUCUAGGGACAUUUAUGAAGCACCACAACACUCCCAUUGUUAAAGCCAACAACCAGGAUCUCACAUACAUUCUUCUCACCACUCUUCUGCUCUGCUUCCUUUCUGCACUGUUAUUCAUUGGCCAGCCUCGGCAACUGACAUGUCUCCUCCGACAAACUGUUUUUGGCACCGUCUUCUCAGUGGCCGUUUCCUGUAUCUUGGCAAAAACAAUCACAGUGGUUCUGGCUUUCAUGGCCAAGAAACCAAGAAGCAGGAUAAGAAAGUGGAUUGGGAGGGGAUUCUCUAGUGCCAUUGUUCUGUCUUGUUCCCUUAUGCAAGUUGCCAUUUGUAUUGGGUGGCUGGCAACCUUUCCUCCAUUCCCAGAUGUUGACACUCACUCAUUAACUGAAUAUAUUGUAUCAGAAUGUAAUGAGGGGUCUCUGAUUAUGUUUUAUUGUGUCCUAGGCUACCUGGGGUUUCUGGCCGUCAACAGUUUCAUGGUUGCAUUCCUUGCCAGAAAACUACCAGAUAGUUUUAAUGAAGCCAAGUUCAUCACAUUCAGUAUGUUGGUCUUUUGCAGUGUUUGGGUAUCCUUUGUUCCAUCCUAUGUGAGCACCAAGGGGAAAUAUGUAGCAGCUGUGGAGAUCUUUUCUAUCUUAGCUUCCAGUGCUGGUUUGCUGACUUGCAUCUUUUUCCCUAAAUGUUACAUUAUUGUAAUGAGACCUGAACUAAAUAGCCUAAAUUUUAAAAAAGUCUUUGCUCGCAGAAGGAGAGCACAGAGGGGUCAACUUAGGUGCGUUACAGACCUCCGGAAAGCAGCAAUCUGCCUGCGCCAUCAUUAG